AUGACCUCGGGGCUCUUGAGCUCCGCCGGGCGACACGGAACGGCCGCGCCCAGCGCGCUCACUCCCGGCUCAGUCGCCGCCACCAAGAGAUCGGGCCGCCGGGGAGGAAGAGCCCGGCCGCGCAGGGAGGAGUCAAGGGGACGCCGGCCAGGGCGCGGCUCCUCCUCCCGCCGCAGCCGAGGGAGGGAUGCAAUGGACUGUGAAGCAGCCUCGGAGCCCGGACCCCCGGCCUGUGCCUGCGUAGCCUCCUGGUGGGAUAUGGUCCUGAGGAACCUGAGAUUUUUCCCACAUGCCUGCUCAGGACUCGUGAGAAAAAUAGCUGCUGAAUUCCAAAGCUUCAGGAGUAAAUCUCUCAAGGAACACAUUUUUCCUCCUCUGAUGAACAUGAUGAUUUAUUUCAAUUUUUAUAAAACUCCCCUUCUCGUGGAUUUAAAGAGACCAGAAUCGAAGAUUGCCCACACAGUGAAUUUCUUCCUCAGGCCUGAGCCUGGGGUGCUGCUUGGCAUCUGGCACACGGUCCCCAGCUGCCGGGGAGAAGAUGCCAAGGGGAAGUGUCACUGCUGGUAUGAAGCUGCCCUUCACGAUGGGAACCCAAUUAUUGUUUAUCUUCAUGGCAGUGCACAGCACAGGGCAGCUCCUCACAGAAUUAAGCUGGCAAAGGUGCUGAGUGACGGAGGCUUUCAUGUCUUAUCAGUGGACUAUAGAGGGUUUGGGGAUUCUACAGGGACACCCACUGAGGAGGGCCUAACCACAGAUGCGAUUUGUGUCUAUGAAUGGACCAAGGCAAGAAGUGGCAGGACCCCUGUGUGUCUGUGGGGACACUCUCUGGGAACAGGAGUCGCAACAAAUGCUGCCAGAGCUCUAGAGGCAAAAGGAUGCCCAGUAGAUGCCAUUGUCUUAGAAGCUCCAUUUACGAACAUGUGGGUGGCAAGUAUCAACUAUCCUCUGCUAAAGAUUUUCAAGAAGCUGCCAAGAUGUGUAAGAAUGCUUAUGGAUGCCCUUAAAGAAGACAAGAUUGUCUUCCCCAGUGAUGAAAAUGUGAAGUUCCUGUCCUCCCCACUUCUCAUCUUGCAUGGAGAAGACGACAGGACAGUGCCUCUGGAGUAUGGAAAGCAGCUCUAUGAAAUUGCACACAAUGCUUACAGGAACAAAGACAGGGUCAAAAUGGUGGUCUUUCCUCCAGGUUUCCAUCAUAACCUUCUUUGUGAAAGCCCUUUGCUACUGAGAAGUGUGAGAGACUUCCUGAGCCAGCAGUGGGCCUGAGGGCCGGGAGGAGCAGAAAUCGCCAGUGAAGAUGGGGUACAAAUGUCACCUGAGCUGUGUGCUUUCUUUGUGCAAUAUUGCAAUGGGCUACUUGGAUGAGCCAAAGCCCCUGAUGCUUCCAAAGGCCAC
Molecule: messenger RNA, 1392 nt
Organism: Phodopus roborovskii (desert hamster)
Lineage: Eukaryota; Metazoa; Chordata; Mammalia; Rodentia; Cricetidae
Gene: Abhd12b
Product: abhydrolase domain containing 12B
Exons: 14
Coding region: 1-1263 (420 amino acids)
Biological process (GO): phosphatidylserine catabolic process; monoacylglycerol catabolic process
Cellular component (GO): endoplasmic reticulum membrane
Molecular function (GO): monoacylglycerol lipase activity; phosphatidylcholine lysophospholipase A1 activity
Source: RefSeq, a predicted model, not a curated record